AUGUUGGGCGUUGCAUGGGAUUCCAGAUUGGGAAAAGGAACUGAGGCACUUAAAAAAGAACAACUAGGCAUCAAAGCACAUGUGGCCGACACCACCACCCUUAUAACUGAUGUCACCAUUAGGAACGGCCACCUAGCUGCCAUCCUUGCUCAUGAUGCAGAUGAUACAGGUUGGAUUAUUGAUUCAGGAGCUACUAACCAUAUGAUGUAUGGUUCUGAUUUAUUCUCUACUACUAUCUCGUCGCAUUGCAAUCGUGUUCUGACUGCUAAUAAUUAUGCUAUUCAUGUCAUGGGGGAUGGUUCUAUAAACUUGACACAUACUUUAUCAUUGGACAAAGUGCUAUUGGUUUCAUCUUUGUUUAGCAAUUUAUUAUAUGUGCCACAUGUUAUUGAGCAGUAA
Prunus armeniaca (apricot) is the source of this 399-nucleotide messenger RNA. NCBI's taxonomy places the organism in Eukaryota, Viridiplantae, Streptophyta, Magnoliopsida, Rosales, Rosaceae. The record is from the annotation of a GenBank genome assembly.